Phragmites australis (common reed) is the source of this 1207-nucleotide messenger RNA. RefSeq names its product NADPH-dependent aldo-keto reductase, chloroplastic-like. The record is from RefSeq and is a predicted model, not a curated record. Bases 111 to 1049 code for a protein of 312 amino acids. Gene Ontology annotation, molecular function: aldose reductase (NADPH) activity. Gene Ontology annotation, cellular component: cytosol. The transcript is spliced from 7 exons. Lineage: Eukaryota; Viridiplantae; Streptophyta; Magnoliopsida; Poales; Poaceae.
AGCUACGCUGUCAGCAUCCGACGCAACUCGUUUGUCGACGCAGAUACUCUACGCCUGUGGCUCGAGAGGUUAUACGCCGCGCCGCGCGGUAGCAUACUAUCUAGCAGCACAUGGCCGGCCAGUUCGUCCUCAACACCGGCGCCAAAAUCCCGUCGGUCGGGCUCGGCACCUGGCAAGCCGAACCUGGCGUCGUCGGCGACGCCGUCUUCGCCGCCGUGAAGGCAGGUUACAGGCACAUCGAUUGUUCUCAAGCAUACGACAACGAAAAAGAGGUUGGAUUUGCUCUCAAGAAAGUGUUCGACGAGGGCAUAGCCAAGCGUGAAGAUCUUUUCAUCACCUCCAAGCUCUGGAACACCAACCAUGCGCCGGAGGAUGUCCCGGUUGCGCUGGAGGGCACACUGAAGAACUUGCAAACCGACUACGUCGAUCUUUACCUUAUCCAUUGGCCAGUUAGGAUGAAGAAAGGCGCCGGUUUUGGCCCGCAAAACGUCAUCCCGUCCGAUAUCCCGGCGACAUGGACGGCGAUGGAGAAGCUGUACGAUGCCGGCAAGGCGCGCGCCAUCGGCGUCAGCAACUUCUCGAGCAAGAAGCUGGCGGACCUGCUCGCUGUCGCGCGCGUGCCCCCGGCCGUCGACCAGGUGGAGUGCCACCCCGUGUGGCGGCAAACCAAGCUCCGCGAGUUCUGCGAGUCCAAAGGGAUACACCUCUCGGCGUACUCGCCGUUGGGCUCUCCGGGGACGGGGAUGGUGAAGCCAGGCGCAGUGCUCGAGCACCCGGUCGUGGUCUCGGCGGCGGAGAAGCUAGGGAAGACGCCGGCGCAAGUGGCGCUGCGGUGGGGGAUCCAGAUGGGGCACAGCGUGCUCCCCAAGAGCACCAACGAGGAGAGGAUCAAGGCGAACCUCGCCGUCUACGACUGGUCCAUCCCGGAGGACGUGUUCGCGAAGUUAUCUGAGAUCGAACAGGUGAAGUUGAUUCGAGCAGGCUUUUUUGUUCACCCAGAAGGCGUCUUCAAAUCCAUCGAAGAUCUCUGGGAUGGCGAGAUAAUCUAACCGGCUGUCUGGGAACUGAUGAAACUUUUUUACAUUGCCAGGCGAAAAAUGAAUAAGUUCAUCCGAAUCGUGAGGGACAAUAACUGUACGCCUGAUCAGUAGUCCGAUAAUUUUCACUCUGUUGGCAUUGUCAUGUAAUUUAUUUGCGAGAACUGAAA